GAAGUGAAGCAAGUGGAAUAGUCCUCGUGCCCAAUGUCACCACAGCCAUCAAUGCUGUUGUCCGGAGCAUUCCAUUUAAGAAGGAGGAGAAGAUAUUCUGCCUCAACAUUACAUAUGGUGCUGUCAAGAAGCUUCUAAAAUACACGGCCGAAUCUCUGCACCUUGAAUACCAAGAAGAGAACCUCAAUCUACCUCUUACAUCAAAACAAGAGAUUCUGGACUUGGUCUCCUCCAAACUGAGUCUAAACACCAGGCUAGCAGUAUUUGAUCACAUUCCAAGCAACGCUGCUUUCAUAAUGCCUGUUAAGGAGAUCAUCGACAUCUGUCAUGACAGGGGCGUUCCCGUACUGAUCGAUGGGGCCCAUGCUUUGGGCGCGUUACCGCUCAGUAUGAAGGACUUGAACCCGGACUACUACACGGCCAACGCCCACAAGUGGUUGUGUAACCCCAAGGGAUGCGCCUUUCUCUACGUACGGGAAGAGCUCCGCAGCCGGACGAGACCUCUCGUGGUUUCCCAUGGAUUCGGGAGCGGGUUCAACUCGGAGUUCAUCUGGUCAGGUUUGAGAGAUUACAGUCCUUUCCUGGCUCUUCACACAGUGCUUGAUUUUUGGAAUGCUGUAGGUGUGAACAGGAUACGAAAAGGCAUGCAUGGAUUACUAUCACAGGCAGUUGAUUUACUUGUCAAAGCAUGGGACACUGGACUAUUAGCUCCUAUCAGUAUGUGCGGAUCUAUGGCUCUCGUAGAGUUGCCUAAUGAACUGAGCCGUAACCACACGGUGGAAUACUCUUUAGCAGAAUCUGUACAAAAUGAGUUGUAUUAUCGGUACAAUAUUGAGGUUCCCAUCAAAGCUCUUCAGGACCGACUGUACGUCAGAAUCUCCGCCCACAUCUACAACGAGCUUCCGGAGUACCAAAGACUCGCCUCUGCGAUCCUUGAGAUAGCCAAGUCCAAGGGAGGUCAGCAAGCAAGAGACGCGAUGGUGAGGAAACUUGACGAUGCGGCAAGGUGAUGAUCCUUUAGAGGUCCUCAAGGCCUCUAUCGUGUGCAUUCUGAAUCGGACCAAACCAGCUAUGAGGUAACUGGGCAUUGUAUGGAAGUUCGGGUUUAUGCUACGGUCACAAAGGUUCGUACGAACGAUAAUUUCGUAAGAAUCUCCGUUUUUCCAUUGUCUUCCCGAAUUUCCAUUGUCUGAAAAUCGUUCAUACGGCGUUCGUAGCAGUUCGUAAUGGCAUUUGUGACCGAGGCUUUAUCAACAGUGGUCAUCAGAUUGUUUGAGAUAACAUAUUUUACUAUUUUAAACUUCCCUCCCUUUCUAUCACUCAGACCAUACAUUCUGUGGUGGACUCUGCAAAUAGUGUAAACAAUCAAAUUGAAAAUGGCUGAUUGAUUGAUCUGUAAUUGAAAAACAAGUCAGAAAAAAUCUUGGAACCAGCAGGACUUGAACCUGCCAUCUACUGCUUGCCGGUUGGCGACUCUACCACCAGAUGUUUUGCUACUGUUUUUGAGCUUCCCUCGCCUUCUUUUGCAUGUAGGCUAUACAAGUAUCUGCCCAUUUCGUUGAUGCUCUCUGUGCACGAUGGUUUGAAGAAGGACGUUGAUAAUGACUGAAUUUAAUGUAAACAAAUCACGAUUUGGACCAAACUGAAUGUAAAUUUGAGGUAACAGGAUGUUAUAGGAAAGAUCAGGGAAAUCUAAAAUAAUCUUAGAAAUGCGCAGGAUUACAUUU
Molecule: messenger RNA, 1727 nt
Organism: Strongylocentrotus purpuratus (purple sea urchin)
Lineage: Eukaryota; Metazoa; Echinodermata; Echinoidea; Camarodonta; Strongylocentrotidae
Product: L-cysteine desulfhydrase
Source: RefSeq, a predicted model, not a curated record